AUGUUCCAACCACAACCCACACCAUUUUCACCCUUCUCUACAUAUGGAUUAAAUAUAUCUCCACAACCACAACCUCCUCCAACACUUCUGGAUUUCAACAAUUUCCACAAUCACAAUCACACCACUCACCCUCACCCUCACAAUCAAAAUCAAAAUCAACAUCUUAACAACCACAACCACGACCACAAUUCAAUUUCAAAUACUCAAUCACUUCAUCAACACCAACACCAACACCAACAUCAACAUCAACAUCCUCAAUCCCACUCUCAAUCGCACUCUCACUCCAAUUCUCAUACUCACCCUCACCCUCACCCUCACCCACACCCUCAUCCUCAUCCUCAUCCUCAUCCUCAUCCUCUUAACCAUACACAUACACAUACACAUACACACUCGCAUUCGCAAUCUCACGCGCAACAACAACAACAGCGCUCAAAUUCUUUAUCUCAUUCCUCUCCUUCGGCAUGUACACCACCAACCACUACAGCUAUCGUGGAUAAUCUAAACUCAAUUGUGGUUGCAACUCAACCUGGACAAGGUACGACGACGGGACGCGGACUAGGAAAUACCCUGCAACAAUUCCAACAACGACAUCCACAACAACCAAUUUUCAAUCCCAUCAAUAGUAGCUCUGCGAAUACGAACCCAAAUCUGACGGGCACUAUCAAUCUACCCCACAACACCAAUACCAAUUCUUCUUUACCACCAUUAUUCGCACAUCAUAUUCAACAACAAUACAAAAUGGAGGACAAUGGUGUCAGUGGAGUUAAUGAUUUGGAAGCACAGGAAGCUUUAGCCAGGGAAUUUCAACCAGCAUUGGAGGGUCCAUUAGUGGGGGAAAAGAAGAGCAGUUUGGUGAUAGCUGAAGAAUAUGCAAAAGCUGACCCAAUAUAUGUUUCAAAAACUUCUGCGUUACCUCAGAAAUAUUCUCAUUAUCGACCGAUUCUCGGCGAUGGAAAUUGUGGAUGGCGGGGGAUAGGAAAUAGAGGUCAGGUAGAGGAAGAACUAGCGAGGAUAUUAUCGCUGAACAGUCUACUCACAACGGCUGGAGGAUUCGACGCCUGGAUCUUUGAGGAUAUGGUGGAAGAAACUACCACCUUAUUGAGAGAUAUGGCAGAUUUAAUGGAUACUUCUAUUCAAGCUGCCGAAUCCUUGAUCUUGGAUCGAUUCAAUAACUCGGAAAUCUCGAACGCUAUCGUAUACCAUUUUCGAUUAUUGGCUAGCUCAUGGCUUAAAGCUAAUCCUCAAAAUUACCAAGGAUUUAUACCAGACGGCGGUGGUGUCGAUCAAUAUAGAAAAGAAUGGUUGGAGCCACCUAAUCAAGAGAUAGAUCAUCUUGGUAUGACUUUACUUAUCGACGUUUUACUGAAACCUACUCGAUUCUCCGUUGAGAUUGUCUAUCUCGAUCGCAGUGAAGGAACACAAGUCAACAGUCACAUGUUUCAAGCCGAAGAUUCAAAUGGCCAGCCUACCAACCCAGGAGGUCCAAUUAUAUACCUUCUCUAUCGACCUGGUCAUUAUGAUAUCUUGUAUAAGGAUCUUGUACGGCAAAGUAUUGACAUGAGCACAAAUAUUCAAGUCAAUCGAGCCACGAAUUUUACUCAUCAGCACUCAACCGAAGCACAUCCUCCUAUGAAUCCUUAUCAAACUAUGGAUCUUCUUCUUAGUAUUCCGGGUGUCAGUUUCGCAUCACCAUAUUCAAACUUUGGUACGCAAUAUCAAUCACCGAUGUCUCAAGCAUUUGCACCUGCGCCAUCUACUGCCUUAUCACCUAUGUCCCCAACAGGAAAUUCAGUCUCAACACCACAAUCCGCAACAUCAGUCACAAGUCUUCCCAAUCGUUCAACAUUUACUUCGAUCAAUACUCCUACCCCAAUUAUCACCUCUCCACAUCCAUUCAAAAAUACGCCAAUCUCCCUUCCUAUUCAUACCUUACCUCCGCCUACUCCUCAUACUAUCCCAUCUCCUAUUUCACUAGGUAUACCUGCAGCAAGUUUUCGCCCAAGCAAGUAUGAAUGGGCGAUAUCAGCCGAUUUACAAGAGGGACCCGUGCCCAGUUUUCAAACUAGCACAUUUAAAAAUAGUCAUUACAAUACAGCGCAUUAUAAUAAUCCGAACUUUCAACCAGAGGAAUGGACGCCUGAGGAAGACGGAUUAGGUGUGGGUAGUAAAGGCGCAGGAGGAGGGUAUGGUGGAUGGGCAAGAAAGAAGAGUAGUUGA
Molecule: messenger RNA, 2217 nt
Organism: Botrytis porri
Lineage: Eukaryota; Fungi; Ascomycota; Leotiomycetes; Helotiales; Sclerotiniaceae
Exons: 4
Coding region: 1-2217 (738 amino acids)
Biological process (GO): protein K48-linked deubiquitination
Cellular component (GO): nucleus
Molecular function (GO): ubiquitin binding; cysteine-type deubiquitinase activity
Source: RefSeq, a predicted model, not a curated record